GGAAACUAGCGGAAAUACCCGAUGAGAUAACCUCGUUUCAUGGUUGUCGCAAAAGACAUCGACAUGAGUGCGAGUAAAAGACCUACGACCGACACUGUUGCUUUGCUGGAAUCUAAAGGUAUUGCUACUGAUGAUGAAGAUGAUGAAGAUAUUCACUUUUGUAAGAAAUGUCAAAAAGUUUUCAAAAGCAUAGAAUCUUAUCUUGAACAUAAAGUUAAACAUGAUAAUUUCAAGGUGACCUAUUCACGCAGUAAUAAAGACAAGGGAAUAGUUCUACCCAAAUUGACGCAGAGAGUUCCAAGGAUACAAAAAAGUAAAUCUGAAAAUGAAAGCCCAGAGGGAGAGAAGUCAAAUGGUGAUCAGAAGGAAAAUAAAGAGAAAAGAAAGUAUAAGAGAAGAUCGGAAGUUGAUGUUACUCAUAUAAUAGAAAGAAGUACUUAUAUUUGUAAUAAAUGUGACAAGAAAUUUAAUAGGGAAGCAACUCUUAGAUGGCAUAUAAAAUAUGACCACGAGGACUCAGUUGAUGCUGAAGAUGAAGAAGAAGAGGAGCAAUGUGAGGUUGAUGAUGAAACUGAAUAUGUUCCUGAGAAAGAAGAGGAAACACCAACACUACUGGGAACCGAAGAAUUUGAGACAUUGACCACAAAUGCAGAUUCACAGGUACAAGCACCAGAUAGCAAAAGACAGAAGUUAUCAGGCGAGGAAAUGUCUUUAAGACCCUUCUGUUGUGAACAAUGUGGAAACAGAUUUAGAGAUUUCCAAGUUUUAAAGGUUCAUCAACUGACUCAUACUAACAGAAGAGACCAUCCCUGUACUUUUGAAGGAUGUGAAUAUGCUUUCAAAACUAGAGGAUCAUUGAAAAGACAUUUACGAAGACAUACAGGUGAACGUCCCUUCGAGUGUGCAAAAUGCAAACGGACAUUUACAGAAGCAGGAGCACUGACUAGACAUAAUAAAUCAAGGAACCCAUGUACAGAGAAGUCUGAUUCUGAUUUUCCGAGAUAUGGUAAACAGUGGAAACCUGAUCAUAAUAUAUCAGCUAAUGUUGGUGCAGUUCAACAAUUAGUGAGAUUAGAUGAAGGAACAUCAACUGGUGAUUUACAACCAGAUGAUGAUGCUGUUAAUCAUAUUGAUGGUGAUAGUCAAGUUGUAGCUGGUAAUGAAACAAUACAUGCUGAAAUAAUUACUCAGAAUGCUGAUGGUAGUAUUGGAACUAUUAAUAUAGUUACAUUAGAUAAUCUAGCAGCUGAAGAAUUAGAAGGUCUUGAACCAACACAAUGUAGGGUUUGUAAAGAAGAUCUGUUAACAUUCAGUAAUUUAAAAGAUCAUUUACGAAUACAUCUGGCCGAUAUGACCUUUAAAUGUUCUACAUGUCAUUUUACUACAGAUAAAAUGGAUGAAUUAGAUUCUCAUAUGAUAACUGUUCAUCAAACUCCAGUCAAGGAUGAUGAAAAUGGACAAAGUAAAAUAAGGACAUGUUUUGAAUCAUCGACUCCAGAUGAAGAGAAAAGAAAUGCACAAAUAGCAGUGCGUCAAUUGUUAGAAAUACCAGGUGCCUUGGACCCUGAUGAUACAUCGAACUUCGGAGCAGCUAGAAAUGCCUAUAAAUGUCCAGCCUGUGAUCGUACGUUCCGUGGGAGUAGCUAUCUAAAACAACAUAUGAAAAGUCAUGCAGGAGUAAAGCCGAAUAAAUGCAGUAUUUGUGAGAAAAGUUUUACUACUAAAGAUGCGUUAACUAAACAUCUAACGGUACAUAGCGAUGAUCGUCAGUUUAAAUGUGGAGAGUGUGGCAGACUAUUUAAACGAAUCUCACAUAUUAGAGAACAUCUUAAAACUCACAGUACAGAAAGACCAUAUGUCUGUCAAAUAUGUAAGAAGGCCUUUAAAACAAUGAAUGCAGUAAAAGUGCAUCAAAGAACGCAUAAUAAUUUUCUACCAUACCAGUGUAAAUUCUGUGAUAGAUUUUUUCGAGAGAAAAGUUCACUUCAAAGACAUACCAGGAUGCAUACUGGAGAGAGGCCUUAUAGAUGUAAUCACUGUAAUAGAGGAUUUUCAGAACAUGGAACUUUAACUCGUCAUUUAAAAUCUAAAGUUCCGUGUACCAAGCAACUGUAUUUAACUAGAAAGGAUGGAAUGUUGGAGACAAUCGUUGAUAAUGAAGAGAUGCCGUCUGUUCUUACAGAAUUUUCAUCUGUCGUAGCAGAUACACAAUAUAUAUUACAAGAUGGUGGUGAUUCUGUUGAUUUAUCAGGAACUGAAUAUGUUGUGGUUCAUACUGAUGUAGAAAAUUCUGACCAGAUACAGAAUCUGGAGAUAGUUACUGAUGGAGAGAUAGAUCCCGCCAUCUUAGAUCAACUGACAAAUGAAGGAUCAUAUGUUGUUGUGAGUGAACAUGGUAAUAAUCUACGUAUCAUAGAUUCAGCAACAGGACAAACAUUAGCAACAUUGCCCGAAGCUACAUCAAAUGAAACUGUAACGCUACCUUUAUCUGAAAAUGAGAUCGAAGCAAUAGCCAUGGCACCUGUUUCAGACUCUGAUGCUGUACAUGAAGCAAUGAUAGUUGCCAAUGUUGUUGAUGAACCAGCCAGUGAUAUUAAUACAGCUGAAGUUCAUGCCACCGAGGUCAUGGAGACAAAAAUAGAAUAAAUUGAUACAUUAGAUUAAAAUCUCAGUCUGAUUAAAACACAGAUCCUAUUUUGUUUCUUUUUUUAUAGUACAAAAUUUUGUUUUUACUUGUCUUAACUACACUGGAAGAGUUGUUAUAUAACCUGCAUCCUGGUUGAAGUGAGGGAUUAGCCAAUGAAGCGGUCUGUUACGGCAAGUUGUGGGUAUUCUACUAGAAACGUCAACGCUGAUUGGUUAAUCAAAUGUCUGACGCCAUAUGGUCAAAAGCCGACCGUAUGACCCCUGACGCGACCUAUCACUACAAUUAGUCAGAUCUUCAUGUAGUGUAGAACAUCGAAAGUAUAAAAACAAAAAAAAAAUAUAUAGAUCUGUAUUUUAAUCAGACUGAAUAAAAUCUGAACAUCAAUUCAUUAUCUUCGUUGUGAACUGGCAUUUAGCAGUGGCAUUUAGCAUACGUGAUACACACAAAAACAUAAUCUGGAACACAAUUACUAUUUUAACUAAAGCGACGUUUCGUUUAGGGUUCUCAACAUUAUCCAGCAAAUCAAUUCAUUAGAUUGAACAGUUUCCCAUAAUAUUCCAUAAUAAAUAUGAUAAAUGUGCAUAUCAAAUGAAUUGACUUUUUUUCCAGUUAUUUAUAGCAAAUUUUUUGUUUGUAAUAUUUGUAUGAUGUAGUUCAAGUUUGUUUACAUCUUGUUCCUUUUUGUAAAUAAAUGAUUAAAACAA
Messenger RNA from Patella vulgata (common limpet), 3351 nucleotides. Its product is annotated as zinc finger protein 699. The transcript is spliced from 16 exons. The record is from RefSeq and is a predicted model, not a curated record. The coding region runs from base 40 to 2646 and encodes 868 amino acids. Gene Ontology annotation, molecular function: DNA-binding transcription factor activity; RNA polymerase II cis-regulatory region sequence-specific DNA binding. Lineage: Eukaryota; Metazoa; Mollusca; Gastropoda; Patellidae. Gene Ontology annotation, biological process: regulation of transcription by RNA polymerase II.